This is a messenger RNA of Entrophospora candida, 680 nucleotides long. Lineage: Eukaryota; Fungi; Glomeromycota; Glomeromycetes; Entrophosporales; Entrophosporaceae. The record is from the annotation of a GenBank genome assembly.
AUACUCAAAAUGAUGAAUCAACAAAACAAAAUUCCUUAGAGCCGGAACUUAGUAAACUUGAUAAAAUUCCAAAGUUUGAACCAUUGGUUAAACCAAAUGUCAAUGAUUCAGGUUUUUCAUUAAUUGGAUUUUGGAACUCUUCUAAUCAUUCAAUGAAUAAAAAUGAAAAAGAUCCAUCUUUUAAUUAUGAUUCUUUAUACAAUUUUUUCAACAAUUAUCAAACACACAUAAGAAGAUGCGUUGAAGAAAUAUGCGAAGAUCAAAGAAUUAUAAUGGAUACAGUUAAGCACGUGGAUGAAUAUUGUGCAAGAAUUAGUCAAUCAAUGUUAAAUGCUCAAUUACAAACAAAGAUAAAUCAAGAACAAAUUAAUCAACCCAAUAAUCAUCUUAAACCAUUUCAAUUUGAGACAAAAAGGGUUUCUUUACAUCAACCAAAAGCCUAUACCAAUGUAGUAGCAGUAGUAUCGUUUGAUAAUGUCUUGUCUGAUAAACAUCAAGACCUUGAUGAUAUAUUAAAAUCUACAAAUCAGUCUACUGAUAAAUCUACCAAUAAAUCUACCGAUAAAUCAAAUACUCCUACUUCUACCAUUGCUUCGCCUUCAAUUUCAACAACCUCAAUAGAAAGCGUUGUUUCAGAUAGAUUAAAAGAAUUUGUUUUGAGUAAUAAUAACACAUCAUAA